CCAAGCCAAGCCUGCCCUGAAUCCCUCUGGGUCUGGGAUUAUGGUGACUUACUCUGUGUGGUCUCUCGCAGGGUGAUUGUGAGCCUGGGAGAUGGCAGUGAUGGAGAUGGCCUGUCCGGGGGCCCCUGGCUCAGCGGUCGGUCAGCAGAAGGAGCUUCCCAAAGCCAAGGAGAAGGUGCAGGCCGUGGGGAAGAGUCAAAGCUCAGUGUGGAAGCUCGAGGCCUCAGAGAAGAGCCCCGUGUACUGCGGGAAGUGGGACAUCCUGAACGACGUGAUCACCAAAGGCACAGCCAAGGAAGGCUCUGAGGGAGGGCUGGCCGCCAUCUCCAUCAUCGCCCAGGCCGAAUGUGAGAAUAGCCAAGAGUUCAGUCCCACCUUUUCAGAACGAAUUUUCAUCGCUGGAUCCAAACAGUACAGCCAAUCUGAGAGUCUUGAUCAAAUCCCCAACAAUGUGGCCCAUGCAACUGAGGGCAAAAUGGCCCCCGUCUGUUGGAAGGGAAAGAGGCGCAGCAAAUCCCGGAAGAAACGGAAGAAGAAGAGCACCAAGACCCUGGCUCAGGCUGGAGUGGCCUUGGCCAAGCCGCUCCCCAGGACCCCUGAGCAGGAGAGCUGCACAGUCCCCGUGCAGGAAGAUGAGUCCCCACUGGGUUCUUCAUAUGUUACAAACACCCCCCAGUUCAUCAAGCCUCUGAAGGAGCCAGACCUUGGCCAACUGUGUUUUAAAAAACUUGGGGAGGGCCUGCGGCCAACUCUUCCUCGAUCAGAAUUCCACAAGCUCAUCAGCCCCCUGCAGUGUCUGAACCACGUGUGGAAAGUCCAUCACCCCCAGGAUGUGGGCCCUCUGCUCCAGCGUGCUCACCCCUUCUACAACAAACUGCCCCAUCCCUUCCCAUUCCACCCUCUCCAGCCCUGGAAACCUCAGCCUCUGGAGUCCUUCCUAAGCAAACUGGCAUGUGCGGACAGACCACGGCCCCUGCCUGGCCCACACCUGGGCAAACUGGCCUGUGUAGACAUUCAGAAACCCCUGCCUCACCCACCCCUGCAGCCCAGCUGCCCAUCCCACGGCGUCACCCGUGAGAAGUUCUCUGUGGAGGAAUACCUAGUACAUGCUCUACAGGGCAGCGUAAGCUCAGGCCAGGCCCACAGCCUCGCCAGCCUGGCCAAGACCUGGACAGCAGGGGGCCCCAGGCUGAGGGGACCCAGCCCCGAAACAGAGGACAGCGAAGGGGUCCUGCUUAAUGAGAAACUCAAACCGGUGGAUUAUGAGUACCGAGAGGAUGUCCACUGGGCCACACACCAGCCCCGCCUGGGCAGAGGCUCCUUUGGAGAGGUACACAGGAUGGAGGACAAGCAGACUGGCUUCCAGUGUGCUGUCAAAAAGGUACGGAUAGAAGUGUUUCGGGCCGAGGAGUUGGUGGCAUGUGCAGGAUUGACCUCACCCAGGAUUGUCCCUUUGUACGGAGCCGUGAAGGAAGGCCCUUGGGUCAGCAUUUUCAUGGAGCUGUUGGAAGGUGGCUCACUAGGCCAGCUCAUAAAGCAGAAGGGGUGUCUGCCGGAGGAUCGGGCCCUGUUCUACCUGGGCCAGGCCUUGGAGGGGCUGGAAUACCUGCACACUCGAAGGAUUCUGCAUGGAGAUGUCAAAGCUGACAACGUGCUCCUGUCCAGCGAUGGGAGCCGUGCGGCCCUCUGUGACUUUGGCCAUGCUGUGUGCCUUCAACCCAAUAGCCUGGGAAGGUCCUUGCUCACAGGGGACUACAUCCCUGGCACGGAGACCCACAUGGCUCCAGAGGUGGUGCUGGGCAAGCCCUGUGACAUGAAGGUGGAUGUCUGGAGCAGUUGCUGCAUGAUGCUACACAUGCUCAAUGGCCGCCACCCUUGGACCCAGUACUUCCUCGGGCCGCUCUUCCUUCAGAUUGCCAGUGAACCCCCACCUGUGAGGGAGAUCCCACCUUCCUGUGCCCCUCUCACCGCACAGGCCAUCCAGGAGGGGCUGAGGAAAGAGCCCAGCCACAGGCCCUCGGCGGUGGAGUUGGGGGGCACAGUCAGCCUGGCCCUGCAACAAGUGGGAGGUCUGAAGAGCCCUUGGAAGGGAGAAUACAAAGAACCAAGACAUCUGCUGCCAAACCAAGCAAACUAUCACCAGACCCUACGCGCCCAGCCAAGGGAGUUCUUGACAGCGGCCCCAGGGCCCCAGCCAGCUGAGACCGUGGGCAGCGGUCCGAAGCUCCAGCCUCCUCUACCGCCAGAGCCCCCAGAGCGGAACAAGUCCCCGACCCUGAACUUGAGCAAGGAGGAGUCUGGGACAUGGGAACCUUUGCCUCUGUGCUCCCUGGACCCAGCCCCUGCCAAAAGCCCCAGCUCACCAGAACGCAGGGCCACCUUCCCCGAGCAGGAGCUGCAGCAGCUGGAGCUAGAAUUAUUUCUGAACAGCUUGUCCCAGCCAUUCUCUCUGGAGGAACAAGAGCAGAUCCUGUCAUGCCUCAGCAUCGACAGCCUCUCCCUGUCAGAUGACAGUGAAAAGAAUCCAUCAAAGGCCUCUCAGAGCUCACGGGGCACCCUGAGUUCUGGUAUACACUCGUGGAGCAGCCAGGCAGAGGCCCGCAGCUCCAGCUGGAACAUGGUGCUGGCCCGGGGCCGACCCACAGACAUCCCGAGACAUUUCAAUGGUGUCAAAGUACAAAUACAGUCUCUGAACGGGGAGCACCUGCAUAUCCGGGAGUUCCACCGGGUCAAGGUGGGAGACAUCGCCACUGGCAUCAGCAACCAGAUCCCAGCCACAGCCUUCAGCUUGGUGACCAAGGAUGGGCAGCCUGUGCACUAUGACAUGGAGGUGCCAGACUCCGGUAUCGACCUACAGUGCACCCUGGCCCCUGAUGGCAGCUUUGCUUGGAGCUGGAGAGUCAAGCAUGGCCAGCUAGAGAACAGGCCCUAG
Elephantulus edwardii (Cape elephant shrew) is the source of this 2932-nucleotide messenger RNA. RefSeq names its product mitogen-activated protein kinase kinase kinase 14 (gene MAP3K14). NCBI's taxonomy places the organism in Eukaryota, Metazoa, Chordata, Mammalia, Macroscelidea, Macroscelididae. Gene Ontology annotation, biological process: protein phosphorylation; positive regulation of canonical NF-kappaB signal transduction. The transcript has 15 exons. Gene Ontology annotation, molecular function: protein serine/threonine kinase activity; ATP binding. The record is from RefSeq and is a predicted model, not a curated record. The coding region runs from base 92 to 2932 and encodes 946 amino acids.